Porites evermanni is the source of this 688-nucleotide messenger RNA. Lineage: Eukaryota; Metazoa; Cnidaria; Anthozoa; Scleractinia; Poritidae. The record is from the annotation of a GenBank genome assembly.
CCAACUGUUCGUACCGACCCAAGUGAGAUCACACUACAUGUUGGCACGAACGAUCUUCGCAACAGAUCUCCUCGGGAAGUCGCAGAAGAUAUUAUAAAUCUGUGCGAAGACAUAUCGCAGAAUACCACAGCUAGUGUAACUAUUUCUGGCCUCCCCCACAGAACAGACGAGCCAAGCAUGGGGGACAAAGUAACCGAAACGAACAGGAUUAUCAAGUCAUUUGUAAGUGGCCGUGACUUAAGUUUUAUCGACAAAAGCAAAAUAGGAAGCAGCAUUCUAAACAGUAGUGGCCUGCACCUAAAUCAGAAAGGUAGCGCAGCACUUGCUAAGAAUAUUUAGAAACUCAUUAGUAAUUGUUAUUGAUUUAAAGAAGUCAACAGCUUUUUGCCUGAAUGUGAACCAAAUUGUUACACAAUGUAUGAUGAUAUGACCUCUGCCUUGAAAGUAAGGGGGCUUCAAAAUUGCGAGUAUUAAUGUUGCAAGUCUCCCGCUGCAUAUUGAAGAGCUUCGACUAAUUAUGGCUGAUCAGUGUCUUGAUCUGCUAGCUGUUAAUGAGACUAGACUCGAUUCUACAAUAACUGACAACUUAGUUCAUAUUGACGGCUAUUCAAUCCUAAGAAAGGAUCGAAACCGUAAUAGCGGCGGCGUGUGCAUCUAUCUUCGAUCGAAUAUUAAUUAUUGCCUUUGA